AUGCAUUCCGAAACCACGGACUUGCACAGACAAUCGCCAGACAACAGAUCUGCUUACUCGCUCGCCACCGUUCACGACCCGUCUUCGCCCACCGCCCGCACGUCGCUCCUUACCCACCAGUCGGACGAAUCCACUUAUGGCACCACCCCGCCCGCUGGGCCCUCCAACAAGAGGAUCCUCUUAAACGCGACAUUCAAGAUGGCCGCCAUUUUCGUGCUCAGCACCGCGUUUCUCGGCGGCACGCUCUGGCUAGCGCUGCCAUCUCUCGACGAAGAGGAUCGACCCAACCUGCGAGUCCCCAAGUCGUUUGCCCAGCUACAGGCCCUUAACGCCCUCCUCAAGAAAUAUCGCAACAUUUAUCCAUAUCGCAUUGUCGUUUGCUAUGUGAUCACAUAUUUGUUUCUGCAAGCGUUCUCUCUCCCGGGGUCCAUGUACCUGUCAAUCCUCGGCGGUGCUGUGUGGGGGAUGCCCCGCGCGCUCCUGCUUGCGUGCACCUGUGUCGCAUCCGGUGCGACGCUGUGCUACCUGAUCUCGGCCGCGCUCGGCCCCGCAAUGCUCACGAUGCCAAAGUGGAAGGCGCGCGCAGACGUGUGGGCGGAGAAGAUCAACGCACAGCGGGACAACCUUAUAUCGUACCUCAUCGUACUGCGCAUUGCGCCCGUGCCACCGCACUGGGUGGUUAACGUGCUGUGCCCGCACCUGGGCAUCGGCAUCGUGCCAUUCUGGAUCAGCACCUGGCUAGGCAUCCUCGGCGUGACUGUCAUUCACACCACGAUCGGCGGUAGUCUUGACGAUAUGACAUCGCCCGCCGACUUCCACCUCAUAUCUUGGAAGAACUUCUUCAUGUUAGCUGCCGUCGUCGUCGGUGUGAUGAUCCCCGUUGGAUUGCGCUAUUUCUUCAAGCGUGAGCUUGCGACCGUCGUCGACGUCGAGGCCGACGCAGAGUCUGUCGCUGAGCGCUACAGAGAUGACGACGAGAGUGAUUUGUUGCUCGAGGAGGGUCCGCGCGUUGACCAAGCGAAAGGCAAGGCGACAGAUCUCAUCGUAUUGUCGGACGAGGAAGACACAUACUCCGACCGCGAUUCGGACGAGGACAUCAUCCUCGAGGCUGGACCGGCGCUGGUGGUCAAGCUCGGUGACAAGCCUGGUGAGCCUGCGCGACGAGACUGGCGUCGGGAAGACUUGCUAUGA
Messenger RNA from Postia placenta MAD-698-R-SB12, 1191 nucleotides. RefSeq lists its product as hypothetical. NCBI's taxonomy places the organism in Eukaryota, Fungi, Basidiomycota, Agaricomycetes, Polyporales, Adustoporiaceae. Bases 1 to 1191 code for a protein of 396 amino acids. Gene Ontology annotation, cellular component: endoplasmic reticulum membrane. The record is from RefSeq and is a predicted model, not a curated record. The transcript has 3 exons.